Molecule: messenger RNA, 6588 nt
Organism: Lytechinus pictus (painted urchin)
Lineage: Eukaryota; Metazoa; Echinodermata; Echinoidea; Temnopleuroida; Toxopneustidae
Product: band 4.1-like protein 2
Exons: 7
Cellular component (GO): cytoskeleton
Molecular function (GO): guanyl-nucleotide exchange factor activity
Source: RefSeq, a predicted model, not a curated record
UCAGCUCCUAAGAAGACGUUAUUCCACUUUUCAGUCAAAUUCUACUUAUCGGAUCCAGGUCAGCUGCAUGAAGAAUUCACAAAAUACUUGUUUGCCUUACAAGUGAAGAAAGAUCUAGCCAAUGGUAGAUUACCGUGCUCAGAAAACACAGCAGCCCUCAUGGCUUCAUAUAUCUUACAAGCCGAGGUUGGGGACUACAGUCCGAUGGAACAUGACGAUGGUCGUUACAUCACAGCUUUCCGUUUUGUGCCCAACCAAUCAAGACCAAUGGAACUUAAGAUUCAGGAGUACCACAAAAACCACAUCGGUCAAACAAUGGCUGAUGCAGACUUCAAUCUCCUGGACGUUGCAAGAAGACUAGAGAUGUACGGGGUGCGUCUUCAUCCUGCCAAGGACUAUGAGAACGUCCAGCUCUAUCUGGCUGUAUCCCAUCAAGGUACCUUGGUCUUCCAGAACAACACAAAGAUCAACACAUUCUCCUGGGCUAAGAUCCGCAAGCUCAGCUUCAAGAGGAAAAGGUUCCUCAUCAAGCUACAUCCCGAAGGAUUUGGUUACCCUAGGAGCACCGUAGAGUUCCAGAUGGAAACGAGGAAUGACUGUAAACAGUUCUGGAAGAGCUGUGUAGAACAUCAUGCCUUCUUCCGUCUAACACAGAUCAAGUAUCCUAGAUCAAGGAGGCGGCUCUUGAGUAGAGGAUCAACAUUCAGAUACAGUGGAAGGACACAGAAGCAAGUAGUUGAGCAGGCCAGGGUCGGAGGAAACUCAAGAUCAUUAGUGACAUUAAAUGCUUCAAGGAUGUCAACAAGAAGCCUUGGUGCUCCAAGGACCACCACCCCUCUCACCAUCGACAUGACAGAGACAAUAGUCACUGAUCAUCACAGUGCACCUAACCUGGCCUUCCCAGAUGACCCCACCUAUGCCAAACCCGACAUGCCUAAGAGUCCUGUCUCUGAGUCACCGACGUCGCCUCCGUCGUCGACUCCCAUCACGCCAGUCCAUGAGAACUCAAGGAUUGCCAUCCACAAAGGCCAGUCCAACUCAAGUAUCAUGUACGAGUACACAGUGAAUGAUGACAACUCACAGCAACAGAACCAGGCUGAAGUGGAUCCAAGCCAGGCGAGCAGGCUGGCCAGUUCUUCAGGUUCCUUCAAUGCCAGGAUGGAGCCGGAGCCGUUGGUGUCUUCGGGAGAGACCAGACUGGAUGCCCUCUCGGAUGCAGAGCCCAAGAGGAAUGGAGACAUCAACAUGGGAGGCAAUCAGAGUAUGCUUUCUUCUAGUUCUUCCAGUUUAAGUGUUGUUGAUGAGCAUGGGGAGGAGGAGGUGAAAGAGGAAGAGGAGGGGACGCAAGCGGUCCGUCCCAUUGCGGACAUCUUGCGUCCUCUCCUCAUUGGGGGCAAGUUCACUUCCGAGGACUCUGAUAGUGACUCCUCCCUCGUCUCGUCAAAUCUAGACAUUGAGACGGAGGGAGACAAGGAAGGGGAGGACGGGGAAACAGAAAACCAGGAUUUUGACCUGGGAUCAGUUUCAGAAAUGCUAAGUGAAAUGGGUACAGUCAGCCCCUCGGAAGUGGAGACUCAGAUUCAUAGUGAGGCUACUCUCGGCCUGCUUAGUGAGAUGAGCACUCCCGGCACUUUCACUGACUUAGAAGGUGGGUUAUUUAGUUUGCCAGAGGUCAUUUCGGAUACUGAACCUAAUUCUGACAUAUUUAAAAGUCUCGGCUCCCCUGAUAGUGUUAGUGAUAUUGAUCAUGAUGAUGAUGGUCGUAAUUUAUCCCCUUUGCAGAUUAACGAGUCCCUCUUUGUUUCUGAAAUUGGCGAUAUGCUACAUAAAGAUGGGCUUCGCAGAAGGGGAAGUUCUAGUUUGAGUAGCAGUAGCUCAAGUAGUAGUAGUAGCAGCAGCAGCAGUGAUGACUUUGAUCAAAGAGGGCGUACCGAUACUGAAAUUAAAGUUGAAUAUCCCGCCACUGAAGUAAAACCUGUUGCAAGUAAUCUAACAAGCCCUUCUGUGGAUGAUGCUUUCACUUUCAGUAGUUACGAUUCACCAAGCCUUGACUCUUUCUCACAAGUCCAUUCUGAUGCAGCGCCAAUUGCGAAUACGGGAAACGUAGAAGGUAACCUUCAUAGUGAUUAUAGGGCCUUUAGACAAGAAAGAAAACUGUUCUUUGAGAGUGAUGAGAACCUUGGUCAAACUCUUGGAGAAACGAACGCUACUCUCCAGGCAUUAGAAGACGACCUUGAUGAAACUUCCCAUACCCUUGUACAGUUAGAAGAAUCCUUAGCAGAGACUCGAGAUACCCUUCAGGCGGAAGGAGUCGAUGCUUUUACAGAAACAAGCUCUGGAACUGACCCAGAUGAAGAAGUCAAAGGGGUAAUCUCUAAGGGACUUACAGAAAUCGAAGUGGGCACAAAACAUGUUUCUUUUUCAACAGAUACCAAUGAGACAUCAAUGAUUCCCGGCGUGCUGGAAUCGCUCAAGGAAUCUAGGGAAACUUCAAGUCCAACCCCAUUAGAUCUUAAAAUAGAUUACUUGAGGGAUUACGAUGAAAUAUUUCAAAGGGAUAAUGCUCUAGUGGAUGAUGUCUCUGGUAAUUCUGCUGCUCCCCUUCAGUCACCACCUCACCAUUAUGUUAGUCCUGGUAUUCUACCAGAAAGUAGUCUUCCUAAACUUCCAGAAUUGUCUAAGGAAAUGGUUGCCAAACUAGAAGCCCAGACCGAGGCAGCACCUAUCCGCACAGUAAUCCAGGAUGAGAUAGAGGGAGGGGGUGAUGAUAUCCUUGGGGAUCUACCAAAUAUUGCAGGGAAUGGUUUUCAGGGAACAAACUGGCAUCAGAAAGGGUCGGGUCAAUCCAUGUAUGUCAGUAAGUUAAAGGUUCAGAUUCCUCGACCAGGUGAACUGUUAAUCCAGCCCGGAAGCGCCGGGAGUGCUGCCAAGUCAAGCAGCCCCGGGAGUGACGACUCCAUGCGCAGACACUUUGGUACGGUGCGCAACCCCGAUGACCUUGUCAGUUGUAGUGAGCUGAGUUUUGGAAACCUAGAAAACGAGAGCUUGCGUGUGCACUGUGAUGAUAGUGGUAGUAAUGGUGCGUAUUUGAACUUGGGGUGUGGUUUGGCUGAUCAUCUGAGUGAUGAGAGUGAUAGUGAGGUUGGGAGUGAUGAAGGCACUACUUCUAGCUCCAAUGAUAGUUGUGUGUAUCAGUAUAAGGUCUCUGAAGCCUGCUACACCAAAACUCAUUCUAAGAGCAGUCUGGGUGAAUCUGGUAGCUCCAGUAGCGAGGGAGGAGACCAAGUGCUAGGUCCGGAUGCUGGGAGUGCCGCUGCUCACUUUGAUAUUUUCAGCAGUAGCGGGGGAAUACUGUCUGGGAAUGGACACGACUUGUUUGCUGACUUGGAGAAUAACGAUUUCUCCCUGGCAGCGAGCACUUGCAAUUCAGAUGAUUUUGACUAAAAAACACACAUUAUUCUCACACUUUGAAAAUCAGUCACCACUCUGAAUAAUCAAAACACUAUUUACAUUAUUUCAAUUCAUCAUUCAUGAAGUUUGAUUUUUAAACAAAAGAGAGAAUAUGUCGCACUAUGGAUAAUGACAUUGUAAACUGCCUAAAUAUUAACAUAUGAACAAUAAAAGCAUACGUAAAGUGUAUAAGCAUCAAUAUAAUGCAGCACUUCCAUAUAACAAUACAUUUAUUAGCAUUAAAUACAAUGAUACAAUAGAGAUUUUAGUAAUUUUCUAUUAAAAGGGGCAGUCAAAGAUCUUUUCUUUUGCUGAUGCCCAUUUUUUAACAAAUAUAUACGUAAAAGUUGUUAAUGAUCAUGUAUGUUUUGCGCCAAAAUUUAGCAGUGCAUUUGAUAAAUUCAUUAUUUUAUUUCAUAGCUUGCAUAUAUAAGCAUGUAAACUAUUCAAGCGCAUGAAAGGUAAUACUGAAAAACAUAUUGGAUAAUUGUUAUAUACAUUCACAAUUAGUUUGGCAAAUAGUAUGAACAGAACAGCCAUGGGUGGUCAUCUCGUGUUAUUUUUGUGUUGGGGGGUAUUCCUAUCCAUGGCUGUGUUCACACCUGUACAUAAUCAAACAAGCUAUCGCGGGGUCGAUACCCAGUACUACAUCAGAAAUCUUGCAUUGGAUGAUCGUUGUGAGAAUCCAGUCUUUGUAUGAACAAGGUACUAUUUCCUCAACCCACGGAGAAACCAUUGCAACGUUAAUCCCACCUAAGACAAGGAUACUUUGAAGAAAAAAAUGAUUGUCUGUACUACAUAGUGCGUACCUGCUUCACUAAUAUUCAGCUUUGAUGAAUUCUAUUCAAUAAAGUACCGUGCCCCACCCUGCUUUCUGCCCCCACCCAUGCCUCUUGCCCAAAACCAUGUUGUAAAUAAGAACCCCAAAAAUCAUGAAAUUAACUAGGAAUUUACUUGAAAACCCUUCUUCCUUUAUCAUAAACUCAGGAAUAACUUAUGUUCAAAAGCCUGGAACUUUUACCAUCUAAAUAAAAAGUUUCUGAAGCUGCCCCCGCUACCAACCCCUCUUUUUCUUUUCCUCUCCAUAUUCCACCAAUCAAAAUUUAGAUAUUGUGUACUUGAAUUUAAGUUUAAAUUUUUAAUAGAACUUAAUUUAAUGAUUGUGUUUGAGAAGAUUUGUCUAUGAAAUAAUGCUCAAAUUAUAGGUUUUAUGUUAAUUCUUCAAUCUUUGUGAUUUAUUUCUUGUCUUGAUCUCAUUGAAUUACAUUUUUGUUUUGAGAUAAAGAUAAACUUGAUGACCGAUCUACUUUUUCUUUUCUAGCUCAGGAAAUUUUCUGUACUAAUUUCAAUCCCACCUUUCUGGUGAGCCUUAAAGUAAAAAUUAUGUUGGAGCUUUCAUUUAGGCAUGAAAUAUAACUCUCACUAAAAUGAUUUCUCCCAAAAAAAUAAAGUAAAAAAUUUAAACACUUUGGAACUUACCUGUAUUUAUAUGAACUUUACUUGAAAUCUGUUAGAUCAGCCAUUCUUUGGAUGAAAUUAUUUCAAUCAAGUUCUUUUUUUUCUUCUUUUUUUUUUGCUUCCAUAUGUGAUCUCUACCUUAAGUGAAAAAAAAACCCCUCUAAGUGCCUAAUUCAGCAUUUUUUUAAUAUGUAUCGUACAUUAUGAAAACUGGAUUGAGAGGAGAACUGAUUUUAUUUAAGAUUGAACAUGAACUCAAGAUGCUUUGAUAUCAAUCAGAAAAAUACAUUGAUAAAAUUUUUCGUCACUGUUUACUUCAUUUGGAGAUAUAUGUUCUGUCUUCUCUGACGUGGGGGAAGGGGGGAAGGUAUUUGUAUUAGUUAUUUUCUGGCAACCUGUAAGUCCUUUAUACUAUUUUCGCAGUGUCAAAGCUUUAUGAGCCUUCAGUAAACUUAGCUCAAUUGCAGUUUGUAAAAAAAAUUAAAUGAUCAGAUGGAUGGUAAAGUAGAAAUUGUUUUCUUAUUUUGAUUCCAUCUUCUUUUUUCUUUUAUUUAUUUUUUACUCUCAAGUGUUGCUUUCUUAUGCUUAAAAUGCCAAAAAUAUGCUUUAUUUCCCAAUUUUCUAGUUCAAUUUAUUCCUUUUUUAAUUGAUGAAUUCAUUCUGUAUUGCAAAAGGAAGCUAUACCCAAGUUGACUAUUUUCAAUUGAAAUUACUAUGGAUAUUUUGAAUUGAAAUUACUAUGGAUAUUUUGAAUUUUGGGAUAGCAACAAAACUUUCUUUUCCCUUUGUGAUAAAGCAUAUAAACAAGGCAGGUUGCUACAUAAGCACUUGCCUGGUUGCCCGGGGCAAGUAAAAGUAAGAGUCGGGGAAAGUGUUUUGAAGUAAAGACCAAAACUACUUGCCCGAAUUGGGCAAGCAAAAUUCACUCAGUAGAAAGCAAAAUUCUCACAGUAGAAUGACCAAAAUUAGGGUCGAUAUGAUAUGAUAUUGACCCUAAUUUUGGUCAUGGCAGGCAAGAUAAAAUUACUUUGGAAAAAGAAAUGCAAUAACAAGGUAGAUCAGUUCAUGUGAAAAGAGAGAAAAGGGUCAGUGGUUUAUAAAAUCGCAAAACUUUCUUUUGAAGAGGUAAAACUUUUUUUUUCAAGGAUUUGUUCGGGCAAGUGAAAUAGAUUUUUGGGCAAGUAUAUUCCAACCAUUUAAAACUUUACUUGCCCUACCGGGCAAGCGCUUCUAAAAUGUUAUGUAGCACCCUGGCAAGGUAAGAAAUAAAUGUCUAUCACACAAACUGGAAUGUGAUAUUAUGUUUUGAUUGUCAUCACUCGCACCAAAUUAAUCAUCACAAUUUUACACCCCUUUAAAACUCUAAUGUCAAUGCAUCAAACAACUCUGUUCGCAGCAAAAUUGAUUUACUUAUUAAUCCAUUAUUGCACAGAUUAACACAUUUUAUAUUUAGGAUUGUAGUGGUUCUAAUACAUAAUUUUCAUAUGGAAUGGUGGCAUUUAUUUGACUGACUACUAAUUACUAAUAAUUAUGAUAAAUGAAUGUAGUAACCUCUUUUGUAAUGCAAAUAUAUCUUGCCCUUAAAAUAGCAUUUUACCCCCCCCCCCUCCCCUCACCUUACAUUAAAUUUAGAGAUGAAUAUUACAGGUAUUUUUUUAUACACUAUAAAAUAUAUCACAC